Molecule: messenger RNA, 2747 nt
Organism: Pyricularia grisea
Lineage: Eukaryota; Fungi; Ascomycota; Sordariomycetes; Magnaporthales; Pyriculariaceae
Exons: 4
Coding region: 383-2470 (695 amino acids)
Biological process (GO): long-chain fatty-acyl-CoA metabolic process; long-chain fatty acid metabolic process
Cellular component (GO): plasma membrane; lipid droplet; endoplasmic reticulum
Molecular function (GO): long-chain fatty acid-CoA ligase activity
Source: RefSeq, a predicted model, not a curated record
GCAGAGUGUUCAGCCAAGCAUCCGCCGUCUCGGCUCUAGGUUUCCUGCGCGCGCCGAAAAAGCCCUUCACUUUACGUACACUCUCUCCUCCACCCAUAACAGGGCGCACACUCCUCUUCCUCCUCUUCUAACUUUUGUCGUCAUCCUACGUUGACCAAGCCUCCUCCUCUACAACAAGCUUUGAUUCAGCUUUCUGGAGCUUUGGUCAGAGCCCCCACUGCUACCGUUUGAUUCCCUAUUCACGCUAGAUACCAAUCGAGCUCAAAGCCGCGGCAUCUUGCCUGCUGUUGCAGCAGCGAGCGCAGUCUAUACGGCAUCACCACAUAUUCACCACCAGGUGGCCUCGCUGAAGCUCGACAGAUAAGCGAAGCAUCAACACAUCAUGCCUGACCAAAAGAACCUCAUCCCGCGCAUGCAGGCUAAGGGGCCGUUCUCGGUCCCGGUGCCUGGCGCUACGGCCGCACCUGGCGAGACGGUCCCUCGCCGCCACCCCGACGCCGCUACCGAACUCUGGACCAGGCCCUCCCCCGACGUUUCCACGACGUGGGAGCUCGUCAAGUACAGCGUCGAGAAGUUUGGCAAUGCCAAGUGCGUUGGCUCCCGCCGGCUCGUCCGCACCCAUCAGGAGACCAAGAAGAUCAAGAAGAUGGUCGAUGGUCAGGAGCGCGAGGUCGACAAGCAGUGGACCUACUUCGAGCUCUCCGGUUACGAGUACCUCACGUACAACGAAUACUACCGCCUGGUCGUCCAGCUGGGUGCCGGUCUGCGCAAGGUCGGACUUGUCGCUGAAGAUCGCGUCCACAUUUACGCUGCCACCAGCCAGAACUGGCUCGCCAUGUCACACGCCGCCGGCUCACAGUCCAUGGCCAUUGUGACUGCGUACGACACACUUGGCGAGGAGGGGCUCAGGCAUUCAAUGGUGGCCACCAAGGCCAAGGCCAUCUUCCUCGACCCCCACCUGCUGCCCACCCUCGGCAACGUGCUCAAGGACGCCACCGACAUUACCCACGUCAUCUGGAACACCCAGAACAAGGUCAAGCAGGAGCACAUUGACAAGCUCAACCAGACCUACCCCAACGUUACCGUCUUGAGCUUUGACGAUCUGAGGAAGCUUGGCGAGGAGAACCCGGUCGAUGCCGUCCCGCCCAAGGCCGAUGAUCUCUGCUGUAUCAUGUACACGUCUGGAUCCACCGGAACCCCCAAGGGUGUGCCACUGAAGCACAGCAACGUUGUUGCUGCUGUUGCUGGAGUUAGCGUUGUCGUCCAGCCUUACAUUGGCCCCGGCGAUGGCCUCCUUACCUACCUGCCCGCCGCCCAUAUUCUCGAGUUUGUUUUUGAGAACUCUGCAAUGUUCUGGGGUGCUACGAUGGGUUACGGUAACCCCAAGACUCUUUCUGACGCUUCGGUGCGCAACUGCAACGGAGACAUUAAGGAGUUCAAGCCCACAGUCCUCGUUGGUGUUCCCGCCGUGUGGGAGAACGUCAAGAAGGGAAUCAUCGGCAAGGUCAACGCAGGAAGCCCGGUUGUGCGCAACCUCUUCUGGGGUGCCAUGUCCAUGAAGAACAACCUCAUGGGCAUGAACCUGCCUGGUUCCGGCAUCCUUGACGCCGUUGUCUUCAAGAAGAUCAAGGAGGCCACUGGUGGCAGGCUCAAGAUCUGCUUGAACGGUGGUGGCCCCGUGGCCAAGGAGACGCAGCGCUUCCUCUCAAUGGCCAUCUGCCCCAUGAUUAUCGGCUACGGUCUUACCGAGACGACUGCCAUGGGCACGCUGCAGAACCCCAUGGAGUGGUCAACCGAUACGAUUGGCGCAAUGCCGGCAUCCGUCGAGGCCAAGCUGGUCGACUUUGCGGAUGCCGGAUACCACGUCACCAACAAGCCUAACCCCCAGGGUGAGGUUUGGCUGCGUGGUCCCACAGUCAUGUCUGGCUACUACCAGAACGAUAAGGAGACGGCUGAGGCCAUGACUGAAGACGGCUGGUUCAAGACGGGCGAUAUUGGCGAGUUUGACAGCCAGGGACACUUGAAGCUCAUUGACCGCAAGAAGAACCUGAUCAAGACCCUCAACGGCGAGUACAUCGCACUGGAGAAGCUCGAGUCGAUUUACCGAUCGGCACCCGUUGUCGCCAACAUCUGCUGCUAUGCCGACGACUCACAGGCCAAGCCUGUUGCCCUGAUCGUGCCCGCCGAGCCUGCCCUGAAGAAGCUGGCAGCUUCCUGUGGUGCCAAGGGUGAAACCCUCGAGGAGCUCAUUCACGACAGCAAGGUCAACGCUGCUGUGCUGAAAGAGAUGCAGAAUGUUGGUCGCCAGGGCGGCCUAGCCGGUAUCGAGAUUAUUGACGGCGUCGUUUUGUCAGAUGAGGAAUGGACACCGCAGAACGGACUUGUCACGGCUGCGCAAAAACUUAACCGCAAGGGUAUUCUCCAAAAGUACAAGAAGGAGGUCGACCAGGCUUAUGGCAUCAAGAAAUAAGGGAGACGAAAUACUUGACUGCGGCAAUAAUGUUGUCACAUAUCAUUAGACGACGGGACAGAAAGCAGUCCAGCCUCUUUUGGGUAUCCAUUUUGCCCGACGGGAGCCAGGGAAGACUCUUUGUUGUAUGCAUAGGCAACUUGAGGUUUGCGGUGGUUUGGACUGAUCUUGGCCUUGGUCACUUGUUUUUUUCUUCUUCUUUUUUUUCUCUUCCAUAAUUUGGGGCUUUUUCUUCUUCUCUCUUUCGGAUUGUAUUUUUGGAAGGUAUAUGGCGUUU